This is a messenger RNA of Aaosphaeria arxii CBS 175.79, 900 nucleotides long. RefSeq lists its product as uncharacterized. Lineage: Eukaryota; Fungi; Ascomycota; Dothideomycetes; Pleosporales. The transcript is spliced from 2 exons. The coding region runs from base 46 to 612 and encodes 188 amino acids. The record is from RefSeq and is a predicted model, not a curated record.
ACCACCAGCGGGGAUCAAUGUGCGGGCGACCUCAUCUCUGGCAACAUGGCUGUCAUCCACAACACAGCCAACUCAUACGUCUGCUUCCCCAAAGCAAAGACAGACUCGACGUCGGCGUUCGACGCCAGGGACACCGACGCCGACAACGUCUGUCCCUUCGUCCGCGACGACAGCAAAUCCCCCAUCACCCUCUUCGGGCCCAACAACGAACUCCUCACCACUUCCUCCCCACAAGGCCCCAUGUCAGGCCACAUGGUCCUCUGCCUCGAAAAGAACUUCAAAGGCUACUGCGCCAUAACCAACCACCUCAACAUGUGCGCCAAUUUCCCGGACAAGUACUUCCACAAGACGUCCUCCAUCUUCCAGAUCGAGGGCGAGGGCGACAUCGUCCAGUGCUUCUACUACGAGACCGCGAACUGCAAGGGCAAGAACGCCUUCGGCGGCGUCGACUCGACGUAUUUUAGAAUGCAGGCCAGGGACCUCAAGAGGUGGGACAAGAAGUUGGGGAGUGCUGGGUGCCAGAAGGAUUUGGGGCCGCCGAGCCCGCUGAUUGAGCAGAAUUGGGAUAGGGAGGCUUCGUUGAGGAGGGGGUUUUGGAGGAGGGAGGGUUAGGUGGUUGGGUGGUUUUUGUUCUUGGGUCUUCGCUGUUUCGAUUCUGUUCGUUUUUCAUUUUCUUUAAGUUCGUAGGCUUAUCAUGAGAAAUUUCGAGGUUUUGGUAGAAGAUGUGCUUGUUCACUCCACUCGUUCUAUCCGGGCUUCAGAUCCCAUAGAGGCAAGAAGAGAAAAGGGGGAAAUGGAACUUUCGUUUCUGUGUCAUGGUCAGUGUUCAUGUAUUCUGCUGCUACUGCCGGGAGAUUUUGGUGGAAAGAUCAAAGAACAGAUAAGGUGAGAAAAGAAUAA